Messenger RNA from Vicia villosa (hairy vetch), 1167 nucleotides. RefSeq lists its product as uncharacterized. The coding region runs from base 229 to 816 and encodes 195 amino acids. The transcript has 5 exons. The record is from RefSeq and is a predicted model, not a curated record. Lineage: Eukaryota; Viridiplantae; Streptophyta; Magnoliopsida; Fabales; Fabaceae.
CGGCUGACGGGUCGGACCAUCCGGUCCGGUUUAUUCCAAAACACUGCGUGUAUCAACUUGAGCGCUUCAUCAGUGACCAACCACCAAGGUUUCUCUAGUGCGUGAUUUAAAAUCCGUUAAGAAGAUUUUACUUGCUCUCGCACCAUCUCUUUCUCGAACAUAACAUCGCAAUUUUUGCUUAGUUCGUUUCGGCGAUUCACGGAAUCGAAAUUUGUUGAUUCAUCGAUCAUGUUGGCCAAGAGAUUAAGCUCCUUCCUUAAACUCUCCCCUAAACCUAACAUUUCCAGUACCGUGAAGGAUGCAGAUGAAAAACAGGGUAAAUAUUUUGCCCGUAAAGCAGUGUCGUUUGUUUUGAUUACUAUUACAGGCGGUGUUGCUCUGAGUGCUCUUGACGACCUUUCUAUCUAUCAUGGUUGUAGCAGCAAGGCCAUGGAGGAUGUAAGCAAGAACCAGGCAAUAAUAGAUGCUAUUGGAGAACCAAUUGUUAAAGGUUCUUGGUACAAUGCAUCUCUUGCAGUGGCUCAUAAGAGGCAAUCUGUAUCUUGCUCAUUUCCCGUUUCUGGACCACUAGGCUCAGGUGUCUUACAGCUGAAGGCAGUCCGCAAUGGAGAUGACUCUUGGUCUUCUUUUUUUCUUCAUCGUGAUUGGGAAAUUUUAGUCAUGGACGCUCUCCUCCAUGUACCUGGGAACGAGGAGAAGCAUCAGACAUUACGGAUGAAUCUCUCACCCAAGUUGUCUCCUUCUAUUGCUUGCACCGACUGUGUCGCUUGUCCAUCCGAUAGAUCAGAGGCGAAGUUGAGUUCCAAUCAACAAUAGUAAGCUUAGGUGGCUAUCUAUAUUUCGACUAUAAACACUUGUUUCUGGUUUUAAACCUUUUACAUGAGGCAAAACAAUAGAAUUAUAAUAGUAAGCUUAAGUGGAAAUCUUUCUUUCAACUAUAAACAAUCUUUUUUCUUCUGGUUUUUAACCUUUUACAUGAGGUAUUGUUUAUUUGGAAAGGGAUACAUUUUAAUGUUUCUUAUGGUGUAAUAUGUCAAUAUCAUUCAUCAUUGAAAAUAAAUGUUGGCUUGAGGGUUGUAAUUUCCCCUUAUUCUGCAGUAUCUUUUCUUUUUAUUGGUAGCUGUUUUUUUAAGACUCACAUCUGUACUUUUGUUUUCUAUUUUAAUU